Molecule: messenger RNA, 1845 nt
Organism: Condylura cristata (star-nosed mole)
Lineage: Eukaryota; Metazoa; Chordata; Mammalia; Eulipotyphla; Talpidae
Gene: LRRC63
Product: leucine rich repeat containing 63
Exons: 9
Coding region: 1-1845 (614 amino acids)
Molecular function (GO): protein binding
Source: RefSeq, a predicted model, not a curated record
AUGCAAAGCUACCCACCACUUCUUCGAAGGCCUUUACCUCCAAAACUCCCUAAACUGCGUCUGUACAUUCCAAGGCGAGUUUAUAAAGCCAAGACUAGUAAAAUUAAACCAGCACAUGUAAAGAUCAUUCAUGACAAAACCACUUCCACUGAGAGAGAUAAAAGUCAUUUUCUUGAUGUUGUGUCAAGAAAUCAGUCACGGUCCCCUGUCAGUAUCCAAAAUAUCCCUCUUGACUAUGAUGUACAAGAAAGAGUGACUACUAUUUCAGUACCCAAAAAGUCUAAGAGGAUCUCUUGGAGCAUUCCAGAGACUGUUGCUACUGCUACUCCUGUUGCUACUGCUACUCCUGCUGCCUCUGCUCCUGCUGCCUCUGCUCCUGCUGCUGCUACUCCUGCUACUACUACGGCUGCUGCUACGACUGCUACUGCUAAGACUGCUGCUGCUAAGACUGCUGCUGCUAAGACUGCGGCUAUUACUACUAUACUUCCCCCAGCUAUUCAUUCAACUUCACCUAAAGUUUUUGGGCAAAGAACAAGACAAGUGGAAAGUUCAAGAAAAUCAAAAGAGCCACCAAUAUCAAAAAGUCUUUCUAUGAAGAAUGUGUUAAUGAGCCUGUUGGUUUUAUCUUCAGCUAAACCUGAAUCUUCAGAAGUGUCUACCUAUAUCACCACUCCCAAACACCAGAAACUUCAUGCUGAGCGUCAUUUAUCAGCAGAUGUAACAGAUGUCUUUAAGGAGCCUCUGACAGAUGCAAGGGCAACAGUGCCAAGUCCUUCAUCUGACACUAUACCAGCAAAACCAGAAAAAAACUGGUUUCAAAGGGGCAAACAAAAACAUACGGCACUACUAAAAAUGACUACUUUUUCAGGUUUCAUGAACAUACCAAGAGCAAAUAUGCAUAGAAAACCUCGAAAACAAUCUUUGCUAGAAAGUCAUGUAACAGAUGAAAAUGCCUCAAGACAACGCAGGUCAACCGAACAUGAAGGAAAUGAAACAUUGAUACAAUCCAUGCAUUCUGGGGGUUUUAAGACUGUUGCAGCAACACAAGAUGAAACAGUAGCAUCAAUGACCAACCUGGCCAUAGUAAACUGUAAAAUGCAUGAAAGAAAUGCACUUAGUCUUAAGGGUUUUUUUAUCACCAAUUGUCCAGACUUAACAAAUUUGGCUUUGCAACUGGUAUAUAUUGACUUGUCAUUUAAUCAUAUCUCUUCCUUUCCCACAGAAGUAUUUUGUCUUAAAAAUUUACAAGUACUUAUCCUGAGAAAUAAUCCUAUCAAAGAAAUCCCUUCUGCAAUUGAACAACUUAAGUUCCUUAGAAUUUUCAACAUAGCCUUUAAUUUUAUCACUACUCUUCCACCUGGGUUUUUUUCCCUGUCCUAUCUUGAGAAAGUUGAUGUUUCCUACAAUAGUAUUAGUUUUAUUCCAAAUGAAAUCCAGAAACUCAGAUCACUUAGAAAAUUAUCUGUUAGUGGGAAUGACUUGAGGAGUUUUCCACCAGGAAUACUGAUGCUUAACCUUAAAAAAAUUCUAUUUGAGAAUAAUUAUACUCAUCCAAUUUUUUGGAAAGAUGUGAUUUUGAAUAAUCCACAGAAACUUACUCAACUUACUGCUUUGUUGUUUUUAAAAAGUGAUCUUUUUAAAUAUUAUGGUGAGAUCCCAGAGGAAAUUCAAAUAUUACUAAAAUGCACAUCCAAAUGUGAAUGGUGUCUUGGUCCCAAGUUUGGUGAAGGUUUUCGUAUCAUCCUCUUCUAUGAUAUAUUUGGAGCUACAAAGCUUCCUGUUCUGUUCCAUGUCUGUUCUUCGUCAUGCUAUAGAAAAGUAAAAGAAAGUGUUUCUUUGAGAUAG